This is a messenger RNA of Portunus trituberculatus (swimming crab), 1700 nucleotides long. RefSeq names its product protein obstructor-E-like. The record is from RefSeq and is a predicted model, not a curated record. NCBI's taxonomy places the organism in Eukaryota, Metazoa, Arthropoda, Malacostraca, Decapoda, Portunidae. The coding region runs from base 195 to 1316 and encodes 373 amino acids. Gene Ontology annotation, molecular function: chitin binding. The transcript has 6 exons. Gene Ontology annotation, cellular component: extracellular region.
GUGUGGCCUGCAAGACGUCCCGGAAGGCUGGAUUACUGGCCACCUUCAAUGUAAACAAGUGCGGUGCUCGGAGAAGGAAUAGUCACGUGGCAAGUACAGUGCACGGCGUAAGAAUAGUCUCGUGGGUGCUCGCAAGGUUCCUGGUCUUAAAGGUUUGGCGCGAGGUGUGCAGGUGUUGGCGUGUCAGUGUAAAGAUGUGGUCCAUUGUGGAAGCGCCCCUCCUUCUCCUCCUCCUGGCUACGGCCGAGGGUCAGAGGCGGCCCCGUCCCCAGGAUACACAACUCGCCGCAGCGCCCCAGCAGCAGCAGGUUGUCUCUCAGUGCCCGCUGCCCGAUGGCUUUUUCGCAGACGCCCAGCAGUGUGACAAAUACUACCAAUGUGUGGACAAUGUGAUCACGGAAAAGCUGUGUCCCGACGGUUUGGCCUUUGUGGACCACAACCCGCGGAUAGAAAAGUGUGACUAUAUCAGCGCCGUAGAUUGUGCUGGACGAGCUGAGCUGCAGCCUGCUCAGCCAGCUGGAGCCUGCCUCCGACAGAAUGGAUAUUUCUUCCACCCAGAUGAAACGGUGUGCAACCAGUUCUUCUUCUGUUCUGAAGGUACCGGUAAUUUGGUCACCUGCCCCACUGGUCUUGUCUUCUCCGGAACAAGCAACAACUGCGUUUGGGCGGAUGAAGCAGGACGCGCAGGCUGCGCUACGCCCGGAGGUGGCCCCGCCUUUGAGUGCCCCAAGGUGACCCAUGACGUGGCAGUGGCUCAUCCCCGCUACGCCGAUCCCAAUGACUGUCAGUACUUCUACGUGUGCAUUGAUGGAGUCAGUCCAAGAAGGAACGGCUGCACCUUCGGCCAAGUCUUCAACUCCGUUAUUGGAACUUGCACAUCCCCGGCAGAAACUCCUGAGUGCGCCAACUACUACACAGAGUACUUCGACGAUUACUUUAAGACUCUCAACACCGGGGGUCGCCCAAGAGGUGACAUCCUUGCAGCUGCCUUCGAAGCAGGAUACAACAUUCCUCCCCACGCCUUAGGCAAGAUCGACAGGUCCCCUAAUCCGGGGGUGGCUGCCACUUUCGCCGCUGCCGCCCCUGCCGAGUCGCCCAGGCAGCCACCACGCAGAAGACGCCCCACAGCAGCCGCCCCAGCCCCUGCUCCCGCUGCUAUUCCCACCGGAGUCGAUAGCUUCAGUUUAUCCACUGGCCUCGGUGCCGCCGCUCAAGCUGUCCCAGUUGGGCCCCCUGCUCUUGCCGCGGACCCUGCCCCCACUGGACCCAGACGCCGUCGCCCGCUCGUCUCCGUCAGAAGAGCUCAGAGGCCUUAAACAGUAAGGCAUGUUUAGGUAAUUAGUCUAACUAAACCAUUAAAAGCUUGUCAACUUUUGUGGUUUUCACUAAUCACGAAAGCGGGUAUAAUUUUACCAAUCACUUCUAGCUUCUAAUAAGAUCAAAUAGAAGGCCAAUUACAAAAUCCAAUCACUUUAAAACUGUCAAAAAAUGUCUAUAAAUAUUGUUCAAGAUGGUAGCACAGACAGAGCGCUGAACCAGUCCUGGGGCAGCGCACAUGAUAUUAAAGAAUCAUUCGGAAAGAAAAAUAGAUAAAAAAAAUAAACAAUAUUUUCAUCUCGUACGGAAUACAAUGACCUUGGGACAAAUAAUAUUUUUUAGUGUAAAAUGUAAGACAACAAUAAAGUACAACAAGUACACAA